Messenger RNA from Megalops cyprinoides (Indo-Pacific tarpon), 2028 nucleotides. It is a transcript of the gene sh3glb2b, whose product is annotated as SH3-domain GRB2-like endophilin B2b. Gene Ontology annotation, biological process: membrane organization. Gene Ontology annotation, molecular function: protein binding. The record is from RefSeq and is a predicted model, not a curated record. The transcript has 13 exons. Bases 84 to 1295 code for a protein of 403 amino acids. NCBI's taxonomy places the organism in Eukaryota, Metazoa, Chordata, Actinopteri, Elopiformes, Megalopidae. Gene Ontology annotation, cellular component: membrane; cytoplasm.
CACUUGGUUGCCGCUGCUGCGGGAAAGCAGACGCGCAAACAAGCCGAUGUUACGGGGAAUCCUUAGAUGCAUCCACUGACGCCAUGGACUUUAACGUAAAAAAGCUAGCUUCAGAUGCAGGAGUCUUCUUCACACGCGCGGUCCAGUUCACAGAGGAGAAGCUGGGCCAAGCUGAGAAGACAGAGCUGGAUGCUCACCUGGAGAACUUGCUCGCUCGGGCCGACUGCACCAAGAACUGGACUGAAAAGAUCUUCCGUCAGACAGAGGUUCUGCUGCAGCCCAAUCCAAUCGACCACACUGGUGCCCGGAUCGAGGAGUUCUUCUAUGAGAAGUUGGACAAGAAGGUCCCGUUAAGAACCACCAAUGGCGAGCUUCUGGGUCAGUACAUGCUGGAUGCGGCCAAGGACUUUGGAGCAGGGACUCCCUAUGGCAGUACUCUGAUCAAGGUGGGCGAGAGUCAAAGGAGGCUUGGGGGAGCAGAGCGGGAGUUUAUGCAGUCCUCCGCCAUAAGCUUCCUCACACCACUGCGCAACUUCCUGGAGGGAGACUGGAGGACCAUCUCUAAAGAGAGACGUCUCCUGGAGAACCGGCGUCUGGACCUAGAUGUGUGUAAGGCCCGUUUAAAGAAGGCCAAGGUGGCCGAGGCCAAAGCUGCGGCCACGCCUGAUUUUCAAGAGACUAGGCCCCGAAAUUAUGUUCUGUCUGCCAGUGCAUCUGCGCUCUGGAGUGAGGAGGUGGACAAAGCUGAGCAUGAGCUACGCGUGGCACAGACGGAGUUCGACCGCCAGGCCGAGGUGACACGGCUGCUGCUGGAGGGCAUUAGCAGCACUCAUGUCCACCACCUGCGUUGCCUGCAUGAGUUUGUGGAGGCGCAGGCCACCUACUAUGCCCAGUGCCACCAGUACAUGCAGGAGCUGCAGAAAGAGCUUAGCAGUUCUAAUGGUGAUGUGUUCCCCAACACCUUCGCUGUGAACCCCCCCAGUCUGUCAGCUUUUUCUAGCACCUCCCCAUCCACCUCUGCUGCCCCUGCCCCGCCGAUGCUGUCCCCUGUCAGGCCGACACCCUGUCAGGCCGACACCCUGAAGAUUGAAGAGGUGCACCCCCCUGCCGCAGGUACACGCAAGGCUAAGGUGCUGUACGACUACGAUGCUGCAGAUACCAGCGAGCUCUCUCUGCUGGCCGACGAGCUCAUCACAGUCUACACUGUGCCAGGGAUGGACCCUGACUGGCUGAUAGGGGAAAAGGGCAACCAGAAAGGAAAGGUGCCUGUUACCUACCUGGAGCUACUGAGCUAAGGAAGACAGAUGGGCAGAUGGACCGAGCGAAAAAACCUUGGACAGACUUAUGGACCGACACCCACAUGCACACAUUCACACAUGCAGAUGCCAUGUACAUUUACAUUCCCAAAGUCAUACUUACUACACAUGCAGGAUCUGUGAGAAGUAAAUGAUAAAAAAUUGGAAAUCUGUAUAGACUGUUGAAAACAGGGAACACUAAGAAUCAAACUAGGAGCUGUGGUAACAUAUUUGUAGACCAAAAUGCUCAGUGCUGUCUGGGAUUUAUCUUGUGACACUGACUCGCUGCAGCUGUUGUGCUCUGUGUAACCUUUCUGAAGUAGAUUGAGUCACACAAAGGGUUGUGGUUUCUGAGUAGCUUCUCUUGUGUCUCAAGGACUUUCAGGAGUAUUUGAGAUGGAAGGAAUGUUGCUGUUACGCUGGCUUUGAUUCAAUGCAUUAUCACGUGGUCAAGAAACCUCACCCUAUCCUUAAUAUGAAACUUUUGAUGUGGCUUCUUGCCCAAUAUGAAACCCUAGAAAAGACGAUAUCCUUGCUUUCCUCAAAGAAGACAUUCAGUAAGUGCAAUCACACACAGAGAGUAAGAUCCACAAACGCUGCCACCAUUGUACUAAAUUCCGAUCUACUCCCUUAAGGUGUAAUUUGCUGACUGCAUCACCAAAGGCUACUCAAUUUUUUCCUCUCUGCUUUCAAUGGCUGACAUCUGCCUUGCCGGGAUGCAGUUGCAUGGGCA